ACCUACGGCAUCAAUUCUUCCGUCCAGAUCUUUGCCGGCCAUCUCAGCGCUCUCCAGCUCUCCGCUGUCUCCACUGCCCUCACUCUCUGCUCCAACUUCACUACUGGCUUCCUGUUUAAUAUAGGAAUGCAAUUAGUACGGAUGGAAAAGCAUAGAUGAUGGAGUCCCCGGGGAUCAUCUGCCAAGCAACUGGUAGUUGGGGUUAGUGAUAUCUCUCAUGGUCUCAAGCAAUCAUAUCGGACAAAGAAUUGAUUUAGACAUGACAACGAAUAUGGGCCAUCCUAGCAAUUUGAUAUUUGCAUAGAUGUUAACCCUUUAAAUAUGUUAUUGUUUUGGAAUUUUUUGUAUGCACUCAAUUGACUUGUUUCCCUCCCCCAAUAAAGAGGCUCCCAACAAUAAUUGAGGUUGUAGUUUAUCCACCUUUAGUAAAAAAAUAAUAAUAUCGAGAAUAAAUCGUAUGGGGAUGUCGUAUGGGGAUGUUCUCUCAAAUUAAAAAAAAGUAGAGAGAGAGAGAGAGAGAGAGAGAGAGAGAGAGAGGGGGGGGAUGAGAGAGACAUAAACAAAUGGGUGUGAAGAGAGAGAACAACAGUGUUAUAAAUAGUAGUCAUAUCAUUAUACCAACAACAAAUGGGUGAUUGAUUGGUUCUAUUUUGGUUUUUAUAGUUUUACGUUGCAGUAGAAAUAGAAUUGAACAAUUAUAAUUAGUUGAGUUAUUGUAUGUGUGAUUUAGAUUAAAAUACUGUGCAUUUCACAUUUUACCAUAAUACUAUUCAUAAUUACUGUACAAAUGAAUGAUAAUUCUAUCAUUGUAGAGGUGAUGAUGAAUACCAUUUGGAUUUCAAUCGACGAAUGUUCGUAAAGAUUGAAUCUACGAACAUUCGUAUAUGACGCAUCCUCAUAUAUAUCUGUAUCAUAACAAAUCUUGUUCUUUACUAGAUUACAGUACAAAUGAAUGAUAAUUCUGUCACUGUAGAGGUGAUGAUGAAUACCAUUUGAAUUUCAAUCGACGAAUGUUUGUAAAGAUUGAAUCUACGAACAUUUGUAUAUGACACAUCCUCAUAUAUACCUAUAUCAUAACAAAUCUUGUUCUUUACUAGCUUAUUAUAGACUUUUUUUUUUAUUUAGUAAUAUACUAGUUCAUUUGUUAUUAUUAGUUUGUUUGAAAAUUGUACUAAAUCCCUUAGCUCAUGUUCGGUGAUUGCGCAUGUGUAUUGAAAUAUUAACUCUAUUCCUGUGCAUGUUUUUGACGUGACUUGUCCACAUUUUGUAAAAAGAAAAUUCAUAAGUUUCAAAAAAAAUUGAAAGGUUUUGUUUUUAAAUUAAUAUUAAGAAAUGAAACUCUUGAUAAUCUAGAUAAUUUACCAAGUGAAUGUGGGUCUUGGGGCAUACCGAAAAAUUCAAUUUUUAAGGGGCACAAAUAAAAAAAGUAUUUUUUUUUGGGAUAUACUCUACAUAUUGGGUAUCUUUUAUAUGUUUAUUGUAAAUGACAAAAGAUAAUAUUAUAUGAAGGGGAAUGAUUGAAAGAAAGGGAGGUAAAAGUUGGUGGCAUAAUUUUUUGUUUUAUAAGAAACGUAUGUUAAUUGCUGCUCAGACUCAUUAGAGGGUUAUGUGUAUGCAUGCAAAUAAUGGUUUUAUCUUUUGGGUUAGCACAAACAAAUAUGAUCUUUUGUAGGGGUGUAUAUGCGAAUUUACCGAAGAACAUGGGACAUGAACCUCAGUGUCUCACAAUAAAUGAUCACUCCUUAUGACAACCACCACCUUUAAGUUUGCUUUUUUGUUUUAAAAUAUUUCUUACUUUUCCUAACAAUGAAAUUAACCAUAAUCAACAUUAGUUUUUCACUCUCUUAGAUUGAAAUUAGCUUGAAUUUAAACGUUUCAGUGGGGGUUCAACUGGGGAAUGUUGUUGAUGUACAUAUGUGUGUGUGUGUGUGUUUACAACACAUUGUUGCAAAUAGAUUGGUUGAAUUGUGAAACAAAAGUAACAUGGAACAGCUCAGCAUGGGGAGUGCUCUAGAGACCCUAAGUGGACAAGCGUUUGGAGCAGGGCAAGUAAGCAUGCUCAGCAUUUACAUGCAACGUACAUGGAUCAUCCUCAUCAUCUCCUCCAUCCUCAUGUCACCGAUCUACAUCUUUGCGACCCCCAUCCUCUCCUUCCUUGGCCAACAAUCUGAUAUUGCCUUCCUCGCCGGCCGCUUUGCUCUUCUUAUUCUCCCCCAACAAUUUGCCAUGGCCAUUUCCUACCCUUCCCAAAAGUUCCUCCUAACUCAAAAUAAGGUCCUGCCUCUUGCAUUCAUUGCUUUCAUAUCUCUUGUUCUUCAUCUUUGUGCGCUUUGGUUCUUCACCUCUGUCUUGGAAUGGGGCUCAACUGGGGCAGCUAUAGCCUUUGAUGUGUCUUCAUGUGCAAUGGCUUUGUUUCAAGUGAUCUACAUUAUGUUUUGGUGCAAGGAUGUAUGGAAUGGUUUUUCAUGGUUUGCUUUCAAGGACUUGUGGCCUUUCAUUAAGCUCUCUCUCUCAUCUGCUUUCAUGCUUCUCUUGGGUGAUUGGUAUGGUGCUCUUGUGAUGUUUCUCACUGGCCUCCUAAACAAUGCACAGGUUACAGUUGCAUCAGCCUCCAUAUGGCUGAACAUAAAUAGUUGGGAGUAUAUGUUGGUCACUGGAUUCUUGUCGGCAACAAGUGUGAGGCUGUCAAAUGAACUUGGAUCAGGCCGGCCGAGGGCAGGGAAGUACGCGGUCAUCGUAUCUGGCUUGACAACACUAUUCAUCAGCCUUAUCUCAUCUUCAUUGAUCUUGGCAACCUGGGACAAAUUCCCAUUGUUGUUCACCAGCAGCAAAGAAGUACAAGAUUCUGCCUCUACUGCAGUAUACCUCCUUGCCAUUGUCUUGAUGAUUACCGCCAUUCAAUCUACAUUAAUAGGAUCAAUCACCGGAACCGGAUGGCAAGGUCUUGUUGCUUAUAUUAACUUAGCUUGCUAUUAUCUCCUUGGAAUUCCUCUUGCUGCUGCUCUUGGAUUUCUUUUUCAUUGGGGCUUGCAGGGAAUAUGGAUUGGGAUGAUAUCUGGUUACAUUGCUCAAACAUUGGUUCUCAUAACCAUUGUUUGUAAGACCAACUGGAAGGGUCAGGUUAUACAAGCGGAAAAAAGGCUCCAAUUUUGGAGUGGAGAAGAUCAAUAAACAAAAUGGGUAGAAUGAUUUGAUUAAAAUACUCAAAACUUUAAUUGUUGUAAUUUAUUUGUAAAUUAAAUUGUUUAGUGCAGGGCGCCACUUAUUGUAAUUUGUUACAAUUAAAUUGUUUACUGACACCAUGACAUUAAUUGUUGUGAUUUAAUUAACUUGUAUAUUUUUAUUGUA
Dioscorea cayenensis subsp. rotundata (Guinea yam) is the source of this 3348-nucleotide messenger RNA. RefSeq names its product protein DETOXIFICATION 35-like. Gene Ontology annotation, molecular function: antiporter activity; xenobiotic transmembrane transporter activity. NCBI's taxonomy places the organism in Eukaryota, Viridiplantae, Streptophyta, Magnoliopsida, Dioscoreales, Dioscoreaceae. Gene Ontology annotation, cellular component: membrane. Gene Ontology annotation, biological process: xenobiotic detoxification by transmembrane export across the plasma membrane. The coding region runs from base 1984 to 3171 and encodes 395 amino acids. The record is from RefSeq and is a predicted model, not a curated record. The transcript has 7 exons.